AUGGAUGUAGGGAUCUUCGACAGAUUCAGCACGAAAGCCGAUUGGUUUUCAAACCUACUGGAUGAUAUCAACAUGUGGGUAAAGAUCCACAUGCUGCGGGAAGAGAUCGACAUGCUGGAGACCUUGACAUUGUCUGCCAGCAUGGAGAUCCCGGCAGCGACAACAUCCGUUUCUAAUCCUUCGGCGGCGCCAACUUGUACGGCGGCUCCGGCACCGUCCUCCGUUGCACUGUCUAUUCCGUCGGAGGCACCAUUUUUUCCGGCGGACCAGGCAGCACCUCCCUCUGAAUUGUCUUCUCCGGCGGCGGCACCAACUGCUCCUGCGGCCCAGGACCCAUCGCCCACGGCACUGUAUUCACCGGCAGCUGCAUCAUCCGAAAUUAUCGUUAAGUACUACACUGGGAUGCGUAAAGCUGGUGGGGGGCACUAUAAUCUGCUCGUCUCCUUCCUCGCGCAAAUCAAUCGCGCGAGGAGGAGACACCACAGCGCCGCCAGGCUGCCGCGCCGCGAUCGCCACCGCCUCCGCCGCGCGCACCACCGCCGCGCCUCCGCCUCGCGCACCGCCACCGCCGCCGCCGUGCACCGCCCUCUCUCCUCUCUCCCGACGGCGCGCAGCGUGCCGGCCGUCUCCAGCGCGCCGCCGCCCGCGCUCCACCGCCGCGCCCCGGCCUUAAUCGCUCGCCGCCGUGAAUCGCGGCCGCCCGCGCUCCACCGCCGCCGCCGCCGCGCUUCCACCGCCGUCGCCGCGCUCCACCGCCGCGCCCUCCUCCACUCGCCGCGGCAAGAUUAA
Lolium perenne is the source of this 789-nucleotide messenger RNA. Lineage: Eukaryota; Viridiplantae; Streptophyta; Magnoliopsida; Poales; Poaceae. The record is from RefSeq and is a predicted model, not a curated record.